CACUGAGCCCGAUCGAAGCACCCACGGGAAUGCGUGGUGCCCGGUGUGGGCGCAGUACAAGUUGAAGCAUUGACAACUACAGGGUAAGCCAGCCGUGGGGUCCAAGGAAUCGCGACGUCAUCUGGCUGCCCAGCACCACAAACAGGAACUGCAUCUGCGGACAGCCACAUCGCCCGACGUCUCUGACCCCGUCGCAGAAGGAUCGUCGCGAGACGCCUGCGAACAUAGGUCUCUUCCGCUUCGCGCAGCCCUUCUUCCUUCGGACGCCACUUGAGAGAGACCCCAAAGCCCACCGCCAGCCGAGGCGCACUCGCCGACACCCCGUCGCAAUGCCCGACUACCUGGGCACCCCCCUCUAUGGCGGCGCAAUGGUUUGCGACCUGCCAGCAAAGUUCGCCGACGUCAGCAAGCUGCGCCAGGUCCCUGACAAUCAGGAGGUCUGGAUUGAUAAGGACGGCUUCACGAGCAUCAUAUUCGACAUCACCGAACGUGUCGGCGGCCCUGGCUCCGGCCCCGAGAUUGACGGACGUGCCAUGACGACGCACCUUGAGGACAUGGUUGGCUCCGAUAUCGACACGGUCAAGAUAUGGAACACGGCUGAGACCGAGUUCACUCGCCUCGAGUCUAAACCACCGGCAUACACACUCAUCGCGACACAGACACCUAAAGUCGGCCAGUCGCGCGACCAGACUUCAGCGCCCGACUUUACCGCCAUCAUCAUGACCCUGCUUCGUCUUGAGCGCUACCAGACCGACAUACUCAUCACCAUAAACGUUCCGCAUAUCAAGGGCGAGUAUGACGAGGAAGAUGUUGACCUCGAGCUUGGAAAGCAAGGGAAACUCAUCGGAGACGCUGUGGAGUACUCCGCUCGGAUCUGGGGGACGCUCAAAAUCAAGGACUGGGGCCUGUUUGGGGAGCAUUGAGGCUUCGGGGGUUGAUCAGCUAGUGAGGUCGCGACCCAUGGGCCUGGGCGCGAUUCGGUCGUGAUUGGGCACGAACACCACCAUGCGACGGAGGCUCGACUUUGAGGAAGCUGCAAUAAGUGAGGCCAGUCACUCUCAAGCACCCUGCCCCGCAGGCAACAGGAUAUCUCUGCUGGCAGGCCGGCCGUGAUUGACGGUGGCAUAACGACUUGGGAUCACCAUGGCCAGCACUUUCAUGAAUGUGAGGAGUUGCUCAAGUAGAGCGCCAUCCACCCUUUUCGGGCUUGUGUUAGACUCUUUAUCUCUCAAACAAGGCACCGUGGACGCCCUCGGCCAUUACUAUAGCGACAAAACGAAUCGUGCACCGAGAUUCCCAAGCAACGCCGGCCAAUGCAUCAUGCUUAGCGAGUCAAGGUAUUUGCCCGCGCCUGAUGGAGUGAAUGGCAGGGACAGAUAACA
Messenger RNA from Purpureocillium takamizusanense, 1382 nucleotides. RefSeq lists its product as uncharacterized. The record is from RefSeq and is a predicted model, not a curated record. The transcript is spliced from 4 exons. Gene Ontology annotation, cellular component: nucleus. The coding region runs from base 330 to 923 and encodes 197 amino acids. Lineage: Eukaryota; Fungi; Ascomycota; Sordariomycetes; Hypocreales; Ophiocordycipitaceae. Gene Ontology annotation, molecular function: small GTPase binding; guanyl-nucleotide exchange factor activity. Gene Ontology annotation, biological process: protein import into nucleus.